CUCUCGCCGCCGCCACCGCCGCCUGCCCGGGCCCGGGGCGGGGAGCGGAGGGGCCCCGGGGGCGCGCCCCGCCCCGCUCCCGCCCCGCCGCCCCCGCGCUGCCGCCUCGCAGGGCGGCGGGUGCCGCGGGAGGCUGCUCGGUGCCGCCGCCGCCCGGGAGGGAGGUUAUGUAAGGGGGGAGGGAGGCGGCGGGAGGAGGAGCAGGACGCCUCGCCGCCGCGCAGCCGGGCAGCCGCAGCCAGCCGGGGCCGGUACCGGGGCGGCCGCAUGUGCGAAGUGGGGACGCGGCCGCCGCUGGCCGCCGAGCGCGGGGAGCCGCCCGGGGGUGCCACCGCCGCCGAAAGGUGCCGAGACAUGGGAGAACAGCCCAUCUUCACCACCAGAGCCCAUGUCUUCCAAAUUGAUCCCAGCACGAAGAAGAACUGGGUUCCCGCAAGCAAGCAGGCUGUAACUGUUUCCUACUUCUAUGACAGCACGAGAAACAGCUAUCGGAUUAUCAGUGUGGAUGGAGCCAAGGUGAUCAUAAACAGCACAAUCACACCUAACAUGACCUUCACCAAAACAUCGCAGAAGUUCGGCCAGUGGGCGGACAGCAGAGCAAACACUGUGUUUGGUUUGGGCUUUCCAUCCGAGCAGCAGCUGACGAAGUUUGCAGAGAAAUUCCAAGAAGUAAAAGAAGCUGCCAAACUAGCAAGAGACAGAUCUCAAGAGAAAAUUGAGACAUCAAGCAAUCAUUCCCAGGAAUCUGGACGUGAAACACCAUCUUCCACUCGAGCAUCUAGUGUGAACGGGACAGACGAUGAGAAGGCGUCGCAUGGUGGUCCUGCUGAGGCACAUCUCAAGUCUGAGAAUGAUAAAUUAAAAAUUGCUCUAGCCCAAAGUUCAUCCAAUGUGAAGAAGUGGGAGACGGAGCUGCAGACGCUGCGGGAGAGCAACGCCAGGCUGACCACGGCGCUGCAGGAGUCCGCAGCCAGCAUCGAGCACUGGAAGAAGCAGUUCUCAGCCUGCAAGGAGGAAAACGACCAGCUCAGGAGCAAGAUUGAAGAACUGGAGGAACAGUGCAAUGAAAUAAAUAAAGAGAAGGAAAGAAAUGCGCAGCUGAGUAGACGUCUCCAGGAACUGGAAACAGAGCUUCAGGACAAAGAGCUGGAACUGGAAGAGCUGAGAAAGCAGGGUGAAAUUAUACCACAGCUAAUGUCAGAAUGUGAAUCUGUAUCUCAGCAAUUACAGGCUGCUGAGAAAAGGAACAAAGAUCUUGAAGAGAAAGUCAGAACGCUAAGGACAGAAGUUGAAGAGAGCAAACAUAGGCAGACCAACCUUAAAACUGAAUUAAAGAAUUUUUUAGAUGUACUAGAUGGGAAGAUAGAUGAAUUACAUGAUUUCCGACAAGGACUGUCUAAACUUGGGGUUGACAACUAGAUGGCAAUAGUUUUUUUUUUUUUUGUAAUCUAGGGUCUGGAUGUUUGAUGUUUUGUUGAUCCCAAAUGUGUGUUUUACAAAAUAUAACUAGAAUGUUCCACUUGUUUGCAUCGUUUUUGUACAUAGAGGCUGAAAAUUUGCUGUGGGGGGGGUUCGGUUUUGGGGUUUUUUUUGUUUGUUUAUUUUCCAAACCAAUCAUGCUGCUCACUGAAUUCUGUUGAGAUUAGAAAUUUUCUAUAUUGCUGCUCUGGCUUCGUGGGGUUGGGAACAGGUAGAGCGUUCUGUCUCAGGAAUCUGGAACUAGAUCUACCUUAAAAUGAAUAUGCAGUUAGUUGUUGCAGGGAAAUUUAUAUCUUUCUUAAGGGCUGUUGCAACCAUAGAAACAGAAAACAAGUCUUUUUCUUGUCUGGACUAUCAGCACUCCUAGCAACAUCCACUUUUAUUCCUUGGUGGAGCAGAGAGAAGAUUAGCUGGAGCUCCUGCAGUUUGUAAAAAUGUGCCUGUGAUGAGCUGCAGUCAAGUGAAUCGCUUCACACAGAUACCAGUAUCUUUAGGGACCACGUCGAUCAGGCCUGGUUUGCCGAAAAAACACCCCAGUGGAUUUCAGAUAACCUCCCAUACAGCUUGCCUGGACCCAUACGGCACAAAGUCAAAGAUAUAGAAAUGAAUUUCAGUCAUACAUCUUACCGGGGAGGUGAGGACAGCUUCUCUUGCUUAGCAGGAUCAUCUCUCUCUGGCCUUCAAUUUUGAACCCAUGUAGUUCCAUCAUUAUGUGCAUCUCUGAAAAAUGACCACCUGAGUCCCGGGACCAGGUAUUUAUUUUAAAAAGCAAUAUGUUGCUGGUUUGUACACAGGGCACAUGCACUGCUGCGCAACUUGGUGGCUGUUGAUUAACUUCUGCAGUGGUGAAGAAAGGGAUGUCAAUCUGAAAAGCAAUAUAAGGUUACUUGAAGGCGUUGCUCAGAAGCAAGGUUCUGCCCAGGAGACUGGCAGGGUCCUGACCACAUGAAAUCAAAAUCCUUUCCUAUGAUUUCUGCAUUCUCACCUCGUGUGUCUUGGCAGGAGGGUGGACAUUAGUCACCAAGUUAGCCUGUCCAAAAAAACCCCAACCCAAACGGCAGAAAUGCUGUUGUAUUCUCAAACUGAUUAUUCAGCAGCUCUAAAUAUGUUUUGAGAAAUGCAAGGUCGUACGCUGGGCUCCAACGGGAAGGAAGUUCACUUUAUCACAGACAGGGAUGUAAAAAGGGCCGGAGAGGAGGAUUCAGCCCAAGUUUUGCUCUUGCCCCUAGGACUGCCUUCAGCUUCUCUCUCUUCUCUCUCCAUAACCUGGUUUGAAAGUGCAUUUACAGGGGGUCUGCAUAAAUUCAGAAAAGAACUUUUGUUUAUGUGACAUUAUUAUUAGUUGCUUAAUUCAGACAAAGCUUGGUUAAGAGCUGCAUUAGUGCAUUCCAGCGGUGACUAAUAUAAACUGGCCACACUUUUUUUUUUUUAUUUACGGGGUUUUUUCUUUUCUCGGCAUGUCUCUAUUAAAAAAGUGACCUUUAAAAGAAAGGUGGUUUAUAAAUGAAACACGCAUUUGUUACUUUUUGCACAUGGAUAUGUAAUUUCCAUGCUGGAGAUAGGAUCUGUCUGCAAUUGUCCCCUGAAUUUUCAUUUCAUCUGUUAUUGUUGCGUUACCUUCAUUGCCUGUUUUUUAGACUGGACAUUGUGUAUUUUUGGUUUUACUCCUUUUAAACAACAGAUGUGAAGCUGGGACCUUUCAUAACCGUUACGACCAUUUAAGUCUCUUUAAAAAAAUGCUGUAGGCUGUUGAUAUUUAAAAAUAAAAAUAAAAAUAAAAAUCAGGUACAUAGCAUGUAGGCGUGUGAAAAUUAGACUUUGCCAGCGUGGAAGAUGCAACAAUUGCAUAAUGUGGGGUUAGAUCAGACUUCUCAAAAUUGAAAAUGACGUCAGAAACUGUGUGUGGUUGUGCACAAGUGAUCUCCAUUUUUAGUCUUUUUAUUUGAUAGCAAAUCAGAUAGACACCAUCAUUUAACAGGCAGCUUGUCCUGCUUCUCCUCUCCUCCCAUGCUGCUUUAGAGUUCCCAAACUGCAGCCAGUCCUUGCGUCAGCUGGGAACCAGGAGAUAACACAACUAAGAGCCGCAAGCAAUACAGGUAGUCGGUGCCCUCCGCGUCACGGUGUUUUGUUGCUUUUGCAUCCAGGACCUUGCUCCAUCUUCUGGUUCCUUUUUCCUGUUGAGCAGUCUUAGGGCUUCCUUCUUGGUUUUAACCUAAAAUCUGAUUUUUAACAUGAUUCUGGGUAGAGGGAUACAACAAAUGAUUUUAUUGGGGUUAAUCCAGUUCUUUUUUUCCACCUUAGUCAAGUCUAGCUCAGAUCCAGUUCAUUAGGAAUGUAUUAAGCCACUCUUAAACUGCAGAGAAAGUGUUUCUAUGGGAUUGCAUCAAUUUAACAGAUGGAGUUUAAUACUGGCGCAUUAAACUGGUGCAUAGCUCUGACACGGGUGGUUAUUUCUGUAUCCUUCGUGCUCACCAGAGGAAUGAUGGGGUGUCCUUAGAGGAAUCGCUACUCUGGCUCUUCUAGUCGUGCCCCAAAUGUAUAUUUUCCUUAUCUGCUGUAGCUCUAAUGUCGUUAGGGGUGCCUGUACAUGGCUAUACACUGUGGGAAACUCCCUCCAUCAAGCAUCCAAGGUCUUGCUAUAAUUACCCCCUUUCUCUCUUUUUCCUUCCCAAUAGCUUGAAGUUGAGAGCUUCUAUGUAUAAUUACUUGCAAACCUCUCCCCACACUCGCUCUCUUUUAAUGUUUCCCUCUCUUUCAUUUCAUUUUUCCUCUUCAAAAGCCAAAAGCACGUGAGGAAGAGGCGGCACAUGCUCUCAGGAGUGUUUGGAUGUCAGCCACAGCUCCCCUCUCCGGCCUGGCCCCGUCCCUGCCCCAGGACCGGAGCCCCGUGCGCCCGCUGAGCGGGGACCAGUGGUGUCACACACUGCUUAUUCCUUGACGCUCUGUGGUGGCCCAGCAAUAACCCCUGUGUGCCAAACCGUGAGCCCCACACUGCUCCUCAGGGACCAGUCCUGGCAUCAAAACGCCUGCUCCCUCCUGGCGGGAGCACGGGGACGGUGAGCCUUCCCCUGCCAAAAUGCCCACACCGUCCUACGCAGGCAUUUGUUCCUCCUUUUGUGCACGUUGGGGAUUCAGCCCGUGCCAGGAGCUGCGCUCAGCCGCAGCCAAGAAAUCCUCAUCCCUGUCCAAGAGAGGGUCCGCAGAGCUUGGGUUUGUUUGUUAUUAAAACGCAGCGCUGGGCAAACCCUAGUUUCCCCGUGCCAUUGGCAAUGAAGUAGGUCGUCGCUCCGUUUCCACGGAGCCCGCGUGGAGGUGUCUUUAUACAACGUUAUACCUCACCUUGGACAACUGUGGGUUUGCUUUCCGCACACAAGUUUCUCCCUCAAAGUGUUUGAUGGCAGGAUCUAUCCUACCUCAGCUACACAGUCUUUGGUCAAUAAAGGUCUCGCGCUGGCACUUCCCGUGCCGAUGCCUGCCAGCUGCACCGCCGCGGGUCCCACCACGCUGCCCGUCCUGCCUGUCCGCCCCGGCUGGCGUCGACGAGCUGGUGGCUCUGGGAAGAAAAGUCUGUGGUGGCCUCUUGUGACACGGGGUUAGCGAGUGUCUUACUGCCUUCUGGGCUUGGAGCUGAUGUCAGAGCUGCUGAAUAAUGGGUUUGGGUUUUUUUUCUUGGUUCAGUGGCCAAAAUGAGAAAGAAACAGGUCUACUUUGUAUUAGCACAAAACCUAAAAAUAUUCAGCGAUAGAAAAAUAUAUGGAGAUAAUUGUUUUCAAGGGGAAAGAGUGUUUAAUUAGAAAAGUUGUUUCACAUUUUGGAAAAUGACCUUAGCCUCAUCUUUGGAAUAAAGUAUUUCAAAAUGAAAAACUGCAACGUUGUUUUGCACCCCAAAAUAAAACAGAUUAGCCUUUUGCUUUUUUCCCUAUUUGGCUGAUUCUUUAUCUGCUGAUUUUGACUCAAAUUCACAUCUAGUAGUUUUGUUUAGCCUAAAAGUGCACUUUCAGCUAAAUUAGUACUUUCCAGUGUUUUUCUGUCUAUGUCUCUUUGGUGUCUCCUUUACUAAGUGAGCUCACUGGAAGAAAACUGUCUUUUCUGUAAGAAAUUCCGUGCCACUUCUCACUCUCUACAGCCUAGUGCUCAAAAGAUGCUCUUUUUAAAACUAGUUUUACACUGGGUGCAUCUGUGCCCAGAAAACAAAUGUUAUUUAGAUGAUGCCUUUUUUGUAGAUAAACACCUGGUUUUUAUUUUGCUGUGAGCGAUUUAUGGUGAACAUUUUUGAAAGCUGCUCAACGAAUUAAGGGGAGCGGGAGGGGUGUCUGCGGUUCCUCCUGCUGUCCCUGCCACUGCUGUUGCUUUCAACGAGCAUCAGCAAACGCAUUCAUGGUGUUAAGGCGGGUGCUCGUCCUGCGCUCGGCGGGCACGAGGACCCCCCGUCCCCCUCUCAGCAGGGCACAAAUUGUCCAUAGGCUUCCGCACUCUUCUGUUGCACUGUUUUCUCCCCAAGCGUUCAUUUUCUCCCUUAUUAAUUUCUUCCCACCUUUGGCUGCUUCAUGACUGAUGGAAGGAAAAUUCCCUGUUAAUGCCACCGCCUCGUAGCGGUGGGGGUUUCUCAGCCACAAGACCAUGCUCUUUGUUAGGUGCUUCUGAGUAGUUAUCUCUGCAAAACCCUUCAAAGCAUCAGUGACUUGUAAGGAAUAUAGCGCGCUCUUCCUGAGCCUAUGGAUUAGCAAAGAUAAAACCGCUAUCAGGGUGAAACGCCCCGCUCGGCUUAGUGUGUGACUGAUGCUGAAUCCCGAGGGAAGGGCUGGAAGGGGGACUCGGACAGCAGCAGCAGCUAAUUUUGACAAUCGUUUCAGCAGAAGCUUCAGUGAAAGACGUGCUCUGCCCACAAGCUGUGGAUGUGCCGAAGGUAUAGGAUGGCCGCGCUGAACUGUCAGCUCAUCCGCCUUCGUCCGGGCAGUUCUGGGCUCAUCAAGCCUGUAAAUAUCAAAAAAGUCCUCAGCAUAUCACAGAGGCGGCAGUGUGAGGGGUGAAAGGCAAAUAUCCACGCACACAGCUGAGCAGCGCUGGUUUACGGUCAGACAUUUUCAGUCAAAAAUAGGAAAAGCUGCUGCUGUCCUACGCGGGCUCAGCAGCACCAGGGACCUUGCAGAAGGGCAGGGUCAGCUUUCGGGGACUCCCAGGCUGGGCAGGCAGGGUCUGGUGGUGGGCACGAUUUAGCAACUGUGGGGCACAGAGCUACACUAAAGUAAUCUUUCUUUCCAUGGAUCGUGUUCAACAAGCACCUGUGUGUCAAGCAAAGCAAUACGUAGCCACAAGACGUUUAAUCCAGACACCUCCAGAUGGAGAGCCCCAGCUGGCCGACACAGCCUGGCCGGGGGUGCCCUGCCUGGAGUCCUGCACCCCCAGCAGCUCGGCAGUGCUUUAGGCUCAUUUUUAGAAUAUAAACUUGACGGUUACCUGAAGCUUCCAUGUCUUAAAUACUGUUCUGUGCGGUAAACCAGAAUGUACCUGAAGUGAAAGACAGGGUUAGGAGGGGAAUGAUAAACGUGGCGAAGGUGCUUCCGAGCGAAGGCUCUCCUGCAGGCUGCGGGCAGAGCCGGUCCUGGCCAGGAGAGCUUUGCUUGCAUCCCUGGGGGAUGGUGGAUGUCUAACCAGUUUGACUUUCUACUGUGUUUUGUCUUAGCUCUUCUUUUUUUUCCUUUUUUUUUUUUUUAAAAAAAAAACAGCCUAAACAUAGAGUCUUCGGAUGAAGGUGCCUAUACAUCCAAAAAUUUUAUAUGCACAUUUUGAAAUAGAUUUCUUUUUCCUUUCUGGUCAUUUAGUUACCUAAUAAUAAUGACACAUACAAGAAAGGCACUUGAGAAAAAUCUGUCUGCUGUUGUAUUUUUGUUUGGGUUUGGUUUUGGGUUGUUUGGGUUUUUUUAACACUGGUCAGCAAUAAUUAUUUUAGCCAUAUACUAGCUAAAAGGACUGAUAAUGUAAGCUUUGUGAACUAAGCUUCUAAGUUUGCAGUACGUUGAUUAACUUGGGCAUGUGAAAAGGGAGCUAUGCUCAAUAAAAGAGUAUUUUGCAGCAUUUAGAUGUUUUCAUUUAAUUGCCUAAUAGUGAUCAUGACCAUACUAUUCUAUAAAACCCAUCAUGAAUGACAAACAAAGCACAUAGGUUUUAACAUGAAUAUAUCCCUUGUAGUUGAAAGUUCUGAGAGUGUUUUAUUGUGGUCUGCUAUACCAAAAUAUUUAGACUAUUAUGAGAUUUUAGUACUAAAGAUAAACAUACACCCUGUUUUUACUGUUUCAAGUAAAGUUUAGUGAAUGACUGACAAUUUGUUGAUAUACAACUGUGGGAAAACACUGCAGUGCUCUAAAUGUAUACUUUUAUUUGGGUUUAUUAUAUUUACUAUAUGGUUUAAUGAAAACUGAAGUGUUUACUACAGUUGGAUCAUUGUAAAAACAUCUCUUACCUCGUCAUUUUUGUCUGCUGUGAAAAAGUACUUUCCUCUUCUUUUUCUUUUCUUUUCUUUUGUUUUUUUUUUUUUUUUUCAAAUAGACCAUAGACAGUCAGUGUUAACAUUUAGACUCCUAGUAGCAGUAAAUGCUGGGUUUUAUAUAUAUAAAAGGAAAACUUGAUUUUUUUCUUUAUCAACUUAUUAUAUAACUUUGUGAUUUUUAUCUGAUUUUAUUGUAACAUAAAGUUGUUUUAUGUAAAAAUAUAUAGUUUAAGUAAAA
Messenger RNA from Grus americana (Whooping crane), 8204 nucleotides. RefSeq names its product homer scaffold protein 2 (gene HOMER2). Gene Ontology annotation, cellular component: dendrite; postsynaptic density; plasma membrane. The record is from RefSeq and is a predicted model, not a curated record. NCBI's taxonomy places the organism in Eukaryota, Metazoa, Chordata, Aves, Gruiformes, Gruidae. Bases 268 to 1419 code for a protein of 383 amino acids. Gene Ontology annotation, molecular function: G protein-coupled glutamate receptor binding. Gene Ontology annotation, biological process: regulation of store-operated calcium entry; G protein-coupled glutamate receptor signaling pathway. The transcript is spliced from 9 exons.